GGGCUAGGCUGUGCCGGGUUGCGAAGGGGGAGACUAACGUCGGGUCGGGUCAGCGGGCGCUGCAGUAGUCGCCGCAGCGGCGAUGGGAGCGGUGGGGACAAGGCGGCGGCGGCGGCGGCAGGAGGGGGAGCAGGGGCUGACACAAGAGCAGCGGCUGGGAGAAGCCAGCAGCAGCAGUAACAGCAGCAGCCGCCGCCGCCGCCAGUAAACGCGGACGGUACCCGGGGGAACUACCCAGCCGGCCGGCCCUCGAAGCCGCGCUUGGGUCCCGCCGCAGUUCGCGGCGGGGGAUGGGCAGGCGGUGGCAGUCCCGCCUGCUGAGGGUUGACCCCUGCCGGUCCCGGCCCUGAGCUGGACUCGAGCGCUCCGCCUGAAAUCCCUGCGUCCGCCACGGCCCAGGUUAAAUGGAAACCACCCUUGGGAACUGGAUGCCUGUGUAGCCGUUCUACCUUAUCAGUAUAUUGCAAUGAGUGGGGGAGGAGAGCAGCCAGAUAUCCUGAGUGUUGGAAUCCUGGUGAAAGAAAGAUGGAAAGUGUUGAGAAAGAUUGGAGGUGGGGGAUUUGGAGAAAUUUACGAUGCCUUGGACAUGCUCACCAGGGAAAAUGUUGCACUGAAGGUGGAAUCAGCUCAACAACCAAAACAAGUUCUGAAAAUGGAGGUUGCUGUUUUGAAAAAACUACAAGGGAAAGACCAUGUUUGUAGAUUUAUUGGCUGUGGGAGGAAUGAUCGAUUCAACUAUGUGGUCAUGCAGUUGCAGGGUCGGAAUCUGGCAGAUCUUCGCCGUAGUCAGUCCCGGGGCACGUUCACCAUUAGCACUACUCUCCGGCUGGGCAGACAGAUUUUGGAGUCUAUUGAAAGCAUCCAUUCUGUGGGAUUCUUGCACCGAGACAUUAAACCGUCGAACUUCGCCAUGGGUCGCUUUCCCAGUACAUGUAGGAAAUGUUACAUGCUUGAUUUUGGCUUGGCUCGACAAUUUACCAAUUCCUGUGGUGACGUGAGACCACCUCGAGCUGUGGCAGGCUUUCGAGGGACAGUUCGUUAUGCAUCAAUCAAUGCUCAUCGGAACAGAGAAAUGGGAAGACAUGAUGACCUUUGGUCCUUAUUCUACAUGUUGGUGGAGUUUGUGGUUGGUCAGCUGCCUUGGAGAAAAAUAAAGGACAAGGAGCAAGUAGGCUCUAUUAAAGAGAGAUAUGAUCACAGGCUCAUGUUGAAACAUCUCCCUCCAGAAUUCAGCAUCUUUCUAGACCAUAUCUCCUCUUUGGAUUAUUUUACCAAACCAGACUACCAGCUUCUUACAUCCGUGUUUGACAACAGCAUCAAGACCUUUGGAGUAACUGAGAAUGACCCUUUCGACUGGGAGAAGACUGGAACUGAUGGCUCCCUGACAACCACCACCACUUCUACCACCCCACAGAUGCACACCCGCUUGACCCCUGCUGCAAUUGGAAUUGCCAAUGCCACUCCCAUCCCAGGAGACUUGCUUCGAGAAAAUACAGAUGAGGUGUUUCCAGAUGAACAGCUUAGUGAUGGGGAGAACGGUAUCCCUGUUGGUAUGUCACCAGAUAAAUUGCCUGGAUCUCUGGGACACCCUCGUCCCCAGGAGAAGGAUGUGUGGGAAGAGAUGGAUGCCAACAAGAACAAGAUAAAGCUUGGAAUUUGUAAGGCUGCUACUGAAGAGGAGAACAGUCAUGGUCAAGCAAAUGGUAUUCUCAAUGCUCCAAGCCUUGGUUCACCAAUUCGUGUCCGCUCAGAGAUUACUCAGCCAGACAGAGAUGUUCCAUUGGUGCGAAAGUUACGUUCCAUUCACAGCUUUGAGCUGGAAAAACGUCUGACACUGGAGCCAAAGCCAGAUACUGACAAGUUUCUCGAGACCUGCCUGGAGAAAAUGCAGAAAGAUUCCAGUGCAGGAAAAGAAUGUAUUCUCCCUGUUCUGCUUCAUAAGCCUUGUGUUCCUACCGUGUCCCAUGCUGACCACGUCUGGCACUAUGAUGAAGAAUAUCUUCCAGAUGCCUCCAAGCCUGCUUCUGCCAACACCCCUGAGCAGGCAGAUGGUGGUGGCAGCAAUGGUUUUAUUGCUGUUAACCUGAGCUCUUGCAAACAAGAGAUUGAUUCCAAAGAAUGGGUCAUUGUAGACAAGGAACAGGACCUUCAGGAUUUUAGGACAAAUGAGGCCUUAGGCCAUAAAACAACUGGAAGCCCUUCUGAUGAGGAGCCUGAAGUGCUUCAAGUUCUGGAGGAAUCACCUCAAGGUGAAAAGCUCCGAUUAGGCCCUUGGGCAGAAAAUGAUCAUUUCAAGAAGGAAGCUUCUGGUGUGGUCUUAGAACUUUCUGGGGAGUGCCCUGCCACUGCUGCUUCAGAACAGUACAUAGAUAGGCUGGAACUCCAGGCUGGAGCUGCUAGUCAGUUUAUUGCAGCAACACCCACAAGUCUGAUGGAGGCGCAAGCAGAAGGACCCCUUACAGCGAUUACAAUUCCUAGACCUUCUGUGGCAUCUACACAGUCAACUUCAGGAAGCUUUCACUGUGGUCAGCAGCCAGAGAAGAAAGAUCUUCAGCCCAUGGAGCCCACUGUGGAACUUUACUCUCCAAGGGAUAACUUCUCUGGCUUGGUUGUAACAGAGGGUGAACCUCCUAGUGGAGGAAGCAGAACAGAUUUGGGGCUUCAGACAGAUCACAUUGGUCAUGACAUAUUACCCAAUAUUAGAGAAAGUGACAAAUCUCAAGACCUGGGACCAAAAGACCGUCCAGACCAUAACAGACUGGUUGGGAGAGAACUUGAGAAUCUUCCUGGGGAAACUGAAGAAAAAAGCAUUCUUUUAGGGUCAGAUAAUGAAGAUGAGAAGUUAGAUAAAAGGCAGCAUUGUGUUGAGAUCUCCCCUCUCCCAGGAGAUUUGGUAACUGUGGAAAAGGAUCACUCAGCUACUACUGAACCUCUUGAUGUGACAAAGACACAGACUUUUAGUGUGGUGCCAAAUCAAGACAAAAAUCAUGAGAUAAUGAAGCUUUUAGCAGUUGGAACUUCAGAAAUUUCUCCAAGAGUCAUUGACCCACAUGUUGAAGGACAGAUAGGCCAGGUGGCAGCAAUGCAAAAAAGUAAGCUAUCUAAGAAUGGUGACAUCAAGAGUGAAGACUCGCCAGGUCAUCAAGGAGACCUUUCUACUUUUUUACAGCAAGGGGGUAAGAGAGAUAAAAUUGCCCCUAGAAAUGGAGAGCUAUUUCAUUGUGUUUCGGAGAAUGAACAUUGUCCCCCAACUCGGAAGGAGGUGGUCAGGUCCUCCUUUGUAACUAGACACAGCCGAAUCCCUGUUUUAGCACAAGAGAUAGACUCAACCUUUGAAUCAUCCUCUCCAGUCUCUGCAAAAGAAAAGCUCCUACAAAAGAAAGCUUAUCAGCCAGACAUUGUCAAGCUUCUGGUGGACAAAAGGCAAUUCAAGUCUUUCCUUGGUGACCUCUCAAGUGCCUCUGAUAAAUUGCUAGAGGAAAAACUAGCUACUGUUCCAGCUCACUUUUCUGAGGAGGAAGUCUUCACUCCCUUUUCAAGGCUGGCAGUAGAAUCUCACCUGAGUAGGUCAGCUGAAGAUAGCUUUUUGUCACCCAUCAUCUCCCAGUCCAGAAAAAGUAAAAUUCCAAGGCCAGUUUCAUGGGUCAACACAGAUCAAACCAAUAGCUCAACUUCAUCUCAGUUCUUGCCUCGGCCACCACCAGGAAAGCCACCCACAAGACCUGGAGUAGAAGCCAGGCUACGCAGAUAUAAAGUUCUAGGGAGUAGUAACUCCGACUCAGACCUUUUUUCCCGCCUGGCCCAAAUUCUUCAAAAUGGAUCUCAGAAACCCCGGAGUACUACUCAGUGCAAGAGUCCAGGAUCUCCUCAUAAUCCAAAAACACCACCCAAGAGUCCAGUUGUCCCUCGGAGGAGUCCCAGUGCCUCUCCUCGAAGCUCAUCCUUGCCUCGCACGUCUAGUUCCUCACCAUCUAGGGCUGGACGGCCCCACCAUGACCAGAGGAGUUCAUCCCCACAUCUGGGGAGAAGCAAGUCACCUCCCAGCCACUCAGGAUCUUCCUCCUCCAGGAGGUCCUGCCAACAGGAGCAUUGCAAACCCAGCAAGAAUGGCCUGAAAGGAUCCGGCAGCCUCCACCACCACUCAGCCAGCACUAAAACCCCCCCAGGGAAGAAUAAGCCAGCCAGUAAACUCAGCAGAUAGGAGCCGGCUGCAUCUCUAUGAAAGGUGUGAGAUCUUCCUCCUAAACCUAAUGCAUGUGUGUCCCCAUACUGUCUAUUUAAAAAAUCAGUCUUGAUCUUCUCUUGCAAAAGAAAGUAACAUGAUCAAUUAUUUGUAAGAAGACAUAAAUGUGUGAUAAGGAAUGACCUAUGGCAGGCAGCAAGCAGAUCAGGAAUGAAUGCCUUUGUAUAGGAAGGGACAAUCCAGCAAAAUCCAAGGAGGAGAAACUGAUUAAAUGAGCUUUCAUUUUUUAGCUGCCGUUGAAGAGUUAGAAUGGAAUUUUAAGGGGUUUUGCCUAAUUUUUUAAGCCUCUACUCAAAGAUUAUAUAGCAAAAGUGAAACUUCUUGUUUGAUAUUUUCAUUCAAAACUUCCGAACCCUGGAGAGUCAUUGUUCAGAUAUUAAAUUAUGUAAGAAGUCUGUUGCCAGGGAGCCAGGACUCAUGUAUAUUUGGUUUGUGUGUUUAUUUAGUGUACGGAGAAUUUGCACCUUCACUUUGCCUCAUUCCUAAUACCCUCCCUGGAUUACACAUUUUUAAAAGUCAGUGUUUCUCGCCUGAUUCAGUCCCUCUUCUUUUAUUUUAAUAACACAUCUUAAUAGAAUUUCAAAUCCAAUUACCUUUUCUCAGCCCCCUAAUAUUUUGGGGGGAGGGAGCAACAGUCCUAACCUAGUACAUUUUUAUUGUGAAAGAUAACUGAGACACUUACAUGAAGGAAAGAAAAGUCUUUUUCCUGUUGUAUUAGUUACAUUAUGCUAAAAAGUAGCUGGUUUUAAAUCCUGAUCCCUUUCAUCAGAGCUACUUUGCAGGCUUUAGUGUUUAGGGAAAGAGGGUUAAAGUGUGGGGUAAUAUCCUUCAAGAUAGAAGAACUUUCUUCCUCUCUGUUAAGUUUCUUCCUUGUAGAAGGAAACUGACCAGAAUAAACUGCUUCCUUAAGUCUUCUAGGUAGCAACUAUUUCUAAUGUCAACCUCCAAGAUAAUACCAGGGAAGCAGUUAUUGAGGUUUAUAAUCCUCAAACUUUGUAUUUUAUACAUUUGGCCAAUAAGGAAUGAAUAUCUGGGGAAAUAAAUUUAGCCUAAAUAUUUUUCUUUUAGUGUUUUAUUACCUGUUUCUCCUAUAGUUUAGUUUAAUAUUUGGGCCUCUUGGCCUGAUUUCUACGUAAUCUCAAUUUACAAAGCUAUAAGGAGGACCAUAUUUGUUUUAGUCUCACUCUUCUGCUAACAGGAAUCAGGCAAAAUUAAAGUAUACCAGACUUUUUAAACAGGCUCUUUUAUACUCUUGGGGUGUUUUGUGUUGUAAAGACCUUAUUGAGGUCAGGUAAAUUGGUCUUGCUUACUGUUGAAAUUUGCCUUCUAGCAAACAUCUGUGCUUUCUGUGUGACCUUGUGUUUGCUGCCAAACCUAAUAUGGUUGAAUUGGAAAACAAAAAAAGAAAGAAAUACAUUUCCUCACCAAGUGAACAUAUUCUAAUGCUGCAUCAAAGCUGCCCUGAAGCUGCACUGAACUUGUUCUCUUUAUCUGUGUUGAGCUUUUUAAAAACAAACUCAAAACACUAUUGAGGCAUAUAAGGUCUCUUAAAAGAAACGUGGAAUCUUAAUUUCUCUUCAGUUGCAAACACUACAGGGGAAUGCAAUAGAUAAGACAUAUCUACUGUUUAUCUAAAGCAACUGUAAUAUUGGAAGACCUGUCUUUCUGUAUUUUAUUGUAUAAUAGUUGCUAUAACACUAUUUGCAUGUCUUCAUGGUAAAUUAUAUAAAUAUUUAUAAAUAUAUAGAGAGACAUAUGCUUAUAUAAACUCA
Messenger RNA from Microcebus murinus (gray mouse lemur), 6015 nucleotides. RefSeq names its product tau tubulin kinase 2 (gene TTBK2). Lineage: Eukaryota; Metazoa; Chordata; Mammalia; Primates; Cheirogaleidae. Gene Ontology annotation, molecular function: protein serine/threonine kinase activity; ATP binding. The record is from RefSeq and is a predicted model, not a curated record. Gene Ontology annotation, biological process: protein phosphorylation.